AUGAUCAAGAAGCUCCCGCGUCUCUGGAAGAUACUCGCCAUGGCAGUUCUAGCGCUGUGGGGGCUGGCAGACGGCCCCGACCUCGUGUCAAGCAAAAUGGUGACGAGCUCGCAGCAGUCAUUCCGAGAGGCGAAAGCUAAGCAGGAUGCAGACCGACGAGCCGCAGAGAUUCAGCGACAGCAAAUACUCGCGAACACUGCGGCCAAGUUCGAUGAGCGGCAGCGGACCUACUCGAACUACGACUCGACUUACUCGUGGAACCGACGUUAUCGUAGCUCUACAAACGUACUCAACUCCAACUGA
This is a messenger RNA of Phytophthora sojae, 303 nucleotides long. RefSeq lists its product as hypothetical. NCBI's taxonomy places the organism in Eukaryota, Oomycota, Peronosporomycetes, Peronosporales, Peronosporaceae. The record is from RefSeq and is a predicted model, not a curated record. The transcript has a single exon. Bases 1 to 303 code for a protein of 100 amino acids.